CCAGUCAACAUGAAGGCUCUCCUCCUUCUGGGGCUUCUCGUCCUGUCUGUGACUGUCCAGGGCAAGGUCUAUGAGAGGUGUGAGUUGGCUAGAACUUUAAAGCGUCUUGGAAUGGAUGGCUACCAUGGAGUCAGCCUGGCAAACUGGAUGUGUUUGAUCAAAUGGGAGAGUGAUUAUAAUACAAAAGCUACAAACUACAACCCUGGAGAUGAAAGCACUGAUUAUGGGAUAUUCCAGAUCAAUAGUCGAUACUGGUGCAACAAUGGCAAAACCCCAGAUGCAGUUGAUGCCUGUCAUAUAUCCUGCAGUGUCUUGUUGGAAGAUAACAUCGCCCAAGCUGUGGCUUGUGCAAAGAGGGUGGUCAGGGAUCCACAAGGCAUCAGAGCAUGGAUGGGAUGGAGAAAUCACUGUGAAAAUCGAGAUGUUUCUCAGUAUGUUAGCGGCUGUGGAGUAUAAAAGCAGAAUUUUCAUUUUGCAGCUCAUUUUGCUUCUUUUACAAAUGAAGGGAGAAGUAGCUAAGGGAAAGAUCACACUUACCUUCUUUCACCUACAAAUACCAAUCAAAGAAGCUGAACAAGUUACUUUUUCUUGAAAGCCUUAGGUUCACCCAUAUGUUCAUUACUCACUAUUAACUCUACAAUUUUCAGUAGCACAUAGAAAUAAUGCUGGUGAACUCAGCCUAAAUUCUUGAUUCUCAAAGACAUCUCCAGUACAUUCAGCUCUUCGGCAAUUAAGAAUUAAUCUGGAAUGGUACCAUUAUUUGCCAAUCAUACAUUUUUCAAACAGAGCAAAAGAACAUCCUAAAACAAAUGGAUCUCAGUGAAACAUUAGCUGUGUAGGCAUCUGAAGCCUUAUCUCUUCAGCCAAUUCUUUAAACAAUUUAACAACUCUUCACUGAACAAUAUAAAACAUUUUAAGGAGCAGAAUGCCAAAGUGCUAGAACUAGAGACUGUCUGAAUUAAGAAUUUGGUGUUCAUAAAGGCUGUGACCUUUGGUACAAGUAUUUUCUGAAAAAUGCUGCAUACAUACAGCUUUAAAAGUACACUCACACUUUAUACAUCAAUUUGCUCUACCGUGAAAGAAUUUGUACAUGGAUCUUGCAUGAUGAAGGCAUUAAAGACGGAUUAAAUGAGCUAUUGCUCUUCCCUACCUUAGAAGCAUACAUUUCAACUAAAGCUAAACCUCAUGAGCUUGCAGUACUAACUAACCACAGGGUUACAUACAUUGUAAAAAAAAUAGCAUUAGCAAUAAAAAGUAUGCAAUACAA
Molecule: messenger RNA, 1267 nt
Organism: Cavia porcellus (domestic guinea pig)
Lineage: Eukaryota; Metazoa; Chordata; Mammalia; Rodentia; Caviidae
Product: lysozyme C
Exons: 4
Coding region: 10-456 (148 amino acids)
Biological process (GO): defense response to Gram-negative bacterium; defense response to Gram-positive bacterium
Molecular function (GO): lysozyme activity
Source: RefSeq, a predicted model, not a curated record